Molecule: messenger RNA, 5921 nt
Organism: Mugil cephalus (flathead mullet)
Lineage: Eukaryota; Metazoa; Chordata; Actinopteri; Mugiliformes; Mugilidae
Gene: ambra1b
Product: autophagy/beclin-1 regulator 1b
Exons: 19
Coding region: 344-4471 (1375 amino acids)
Biological process (GO): autophagy
Cellular component (GO): intracellular membrane-bounded organelle
Molecular function (GO): protein binding
Source: RefSeq, a predicted model, not a curated record
GUUGGUUCGCCUGAGCAGCUAGCUGCUAGCCUGCUAGCUGGAUACGCAGUAGCAGUGUGUCGUCGGGCAGCUAAUAAAAUAGGACCAAUGCCUUAAAAACGGAUUCUCCUCGGCCCCUCUGAUAAUGUGAAUGUUUCCCUGACUCCCCUCUUCAGCCCGAGAGCUUCUGGACUCUGAUGUUCGCUCCACAUUCUUUAUUAUUUCUCAUUUUCCGUGUGUUAGCAGGCUAGCCUGCUAGCACCGCCUGUGAUGGCAGCGCCGGAGAGCCAGCCUAGACUCUGCAUGGCGACCGACUGGCAGCAGUGGGAGUGAGCAGCUGAUUGGCCGAGGCCCCGGUAGCGUCAUGGCGUCCCGUCAGAGGAACUCGGUCCGGAUCCUGUCCAGCAGGGAGCGGGGUUCCCAGACCUUCGGCUCCCAGCGGCUCCUGCAGCUCCUGGUGGAGGAGAAGGUCCGAUGGAUGAAGUGGCAGAGUCAGAAGGUGGAGCUACCGGACAGCCCUCGCUCUACCUUCCUGCUGGCGUUCAGCCCCGACAGGACUCUGAUGGCGUCCACUCACGUCAACCACAACAUUUACAUAACGGAGGUGAAGACUGGAAAGUGCCUACAUUCCUUAGUGGGUCACCGUAGGACCCCCUGGUGCGUGACCUUUCACCCCACCAUCCCCGGCCUGGUGGCGUCCGGCUGCCUCGACGGCGAAGUCCGAAUCUGGGACCUUCACGGCGGCAGUGAGAGCUGGUUCACUGAGAGCAACGUUGCCAUCGCGUCUCUCGCUUUCCAUCCGACCGCUCAGCUUCUGCUCAUCGCCACCAACAACGAGCUCCACUUCUGGGACUGGAGUCGCCCGGAGCCGUUCGCUGUGGUCAAGACCGGCAGCGACACGGAGCGAGUGCGGUUGGUGAGGUUCGAUCCUCUGGGUCAUAACCUGCUCACAGCCAUCGUGAAUCCAUCCAAUCAGACGAGUGAGGAGGACUCGGAGGUCCCCAUGGACAGUGUUGAGAUGUCUCAUUUCCGCCAGCGCUCCUUCCUCCCCUCCCAGCCGGUGCGUCGUACUCCCAUCCUCCACAACUUCCUCCACAUCUUGUCGUCCCGGUCUCCGGGGGCUCAGGGGGGGGGCGAGCCUCCGCGUCCCCUGGGUGAGGGUGGAGGAGGUCUGGGCGACCCCCCCGGCGCCGCUCUGGCCCAGUACCCGGGCUCGGAGCGGGGGCCUCCCUUCCCCGGCUGCACCCAGCACCUGGGCAUGGUCUGCCUGUGCAGCCGCUGCUCCGUGGGCCGUGGCCCCCCCCUGGCCGCCGACGGCUCCUCUGCUCCUCAGCCGGACUCCAGGGGGGGGCCGGACGCUCCCCAGCCCCCCCCGGCCUCCACCUUCUCCUCGGCCCGGACCGAGCCCAGGCAGCCCUCGGAGCGAGCCUCCGCCUUCACCUCCGUCUACUACAGCGCCGGAGCUUCUCUCAACCCCAGCGAGCCCCACCCCCACCCCCACCCCCACCCCCCCUCCAGGCCGGGCCACGACUGGACCCGCAACCUGCUCAGCAUGAGGGACGGGGGUGUGGGCGCAGGCAUGCUGCCCCCCAGGACCUCCUCCUCCUCCUCCAUCAGCCUCCUGUCAGUGCUCCGGCAGCAGGACAGCUCCUCCCCCGUCUACACCUCCGCCUCUGAAGGGCGGGGCUUCCCCCCCCCAGGAGAGCCCGGCUCCCGGGACUCCUCAGGUACGAGCAGCGGCCACCACCCGUUCUGGGACGGCUCCCGCGGCAACACCGCCUCCUUCCGCAACGUGCUGCAGUGCAACCUGAGCCGCUACUUCAUGGAGUUCGACCGCAUGCAGGACCUGGAGCCUCCACUGGGGGGCGCCAUGGCCGACGCAGGCCAGGAGCAGAGCCAGGAGCUGCUGAACAACAACAUGGACCCCGACAGAGCCGGGCCGUCCUCCUCCUCCUCCACCUCCUCCCCUACCAUCAUCCACUACCAGCCCCCUCUCCCCCCUCCUCCCUCCUCCCACAGCCUGGAGAACAACGUCCCUCCCCCGGCCUCCCGCGGACACCUGAACCGCUGCAGGGCCUGCCACAACCUGCUCACCUUCAACCACGACUCCCAGCGCUGGGAGCGCACCAACCAGGCCUCCUCCACCUCCGCCUCCACCCUGGAGCCCUCCUCCUCCUCCUCCGCCUCCUUCCCCUCCCCUGCUCCUCCCUGGCAGCCUGAGGAGGGCAGGAGGACAGUGGAGGGCCAGACCCCGGAGAGGAGGGUUCCUCUGGAGCCCAGCGAGCAGCCGGCCUCCUCUGCGGGAGGAGCAGGAGGAGCGGGAGGAGCAGGAGGAGCCGUCUCCUUCCCUCUGGCGGCCUCCUCCAGCCAGCAGGGGGAGCAGCCCGUGGGUCUGGUCUACAACCAGGACACGGCCCAGUGGGAGCGGGUUUAUCGGCAGGCGGCUGCUGGACGAGCUGCAGAGCCACCGGAGGCCUUAAGCCAAGAAAUGCCUGUGGACCCCCCCGACGAGGACUCCCUGAGGAGGCGACUGUUGGAAUCAUCUCUGCUGUCGUUGUCGCGCUACGACAUGUCAGGAUCCCGAGACCAUCCCAUUUACCCCGACCCAGCCAGACUGUCUCCAGCAGCGUACUACGCUCAGAGGAUGAUCCAGUACCUGUCCAGGCGGGACAGCAUCCGCCAGCGUUCUCUCCGGUACCAGCAGAACCGUCUCCGGGCCAUGUCCUCGUCCUCGUCCGAUAGUCCGGCCACUAACCCGUCCAGCUCCAUGGACAGCAGCGACGUGGACUUCGAGGAGCUGGAUGAUAACGGAGACAGAGCGAGACACAGGACGCCACGAAACGCCCGGAUGUCGGCCCCGUCGCUGGGCCGCUUCGUUCCUCGGCGCUUCCUGCUGCCUGAGUACCUGCCCUACGCUGGAAUCUUCCACGAGCGAGGGCAGCCCGGCCUGGCCACGCACUCCUCCGUCAACAGGGUCCUGGCUGGGGCGUCCAUCGGGGACGGACAGUCUGCAGUCGCCAGCAACAUCGCCAACACCACCUACCGCCUGCAGUGGUGGGACUUCACCAAGUUUGAUCUCCCUGAGAUCAGCAACGCCUCGGUCAACGUUCUGGUGCCAAACUGUAAAAUCUACAACGACGCCAGCUGUGACAUCUCGGCCGACGGGCAGCUGUUGGCCGUGUUCAUCCCCAGCAGCCAGAGGGGCUUCCCAGACGAGGGCAUCCUGGCCAUCUACUCCCUGGCUCCUCACAACCUGGGGGAGAUGCUCUACACCAAGAGAUUCGGUCCAAACGCCAUCUCCGUCAGCCUGUCUCCGAUGGGAUGCUACGUCAUGGUCGGCCUGGCCUCUCGCAGGAUCCUGCUGCACCCGACCACCGACCACAUGGUGGCGCAAGUCUUCCGUCUGCAGCAGCCGCAUGGAGGAGAGACCUCCAUCAGGAUGGUGUUUAACGUCGUUUACCCGAUGGCUCCAGACCAGCGGCGCCACGUCAGCAUCAACUCCGCCCGCUGGCUCCCGGACCCGGGAAUGGGUCUGGCUUACGGAACCAACAAGGGAGACCUGGUGAUCUGCCGGCCUGUGUUCUAUCGGAGCGACGGCGACAGCCCCGGAGAGUCCAGCAGCGAGCCCCUGUUCUCCGUCAACAACAGCGGAACCGGCCGGACCCGAGGUUCUGACAGACCCGGGCCGAGUCGCUCCGGCUGGCGCCUGGACCGGGACAUGGGUCUGAUGAACGCCAUCGGCCUCCAGCCUCGACAUCCCGCCCCCUCAGUCACGUCUCAGGGAACACAGACGCCCAUCGUCCAGCUCCAGAACGCUGAGACCCAAACGGAGCGGGACCUGUCCGAGUCCGGCACCGCCCAGCCGCCCCCCGAUGUCCCCCCUGAGACUCCAUCCACCAGCCGAGACACUCGGGGACAACAGGAGACGUCUCAGGACAGCGGAGCUCAGGACGGGGUCCAGACUGAAGCUUCAGCCGAGGCCAACGCCUCCACGGCUGCAGCUGGAGAGUCUCAGGACUUCAGUUCUGGGGAGGACGCUCUGGCCCGGAUCCGGCGCCUGAUAGCCGAGGGGGGGAUGACGGCGGUGGUCCAGAGGGAGCAGAGCACCACCAUGGCGUCCAUGGGGGGGUUCGGGAACAACAUCAUCGUCAGCCACCGGAUCCACCGAGGCUCCCAGACCCCCGGCCCCGGGGCCUCCAGACCGGCUACUGACCCCCCCACCUCAGGCCCCCUCCUCCUCCCCCAGACCUACCCCCCUCCUCCUCCGCCUCCCCCUCCUCCCCAGGCUGCUGACCCGUCUGAACAGCUGCCCCCCCUGUGGGGCCCCCGGCCCCCCGGCCUGUCUCUGGCCGUGGACAUGGACGAUGUGUUUGACGGGGCCCGGACGGACGAGGACUCCAUGCCGGGCCCCUCCUCCUCGUCCUCCUCCUCCUCCCACAGCCCUCUCCCUGGGGGGGGAGGCGGUUACCGCGGCGACCCCUACAGCAGGUAGUCUCCUAUUGGCCGAGCCUUAUCUCAGCAGCCUCUCCUCGACCCGACCCGACUCUGGGGGGGGGCACAGGCACUUUCUCUGCACUUCUACACCUGGAGCUGAACUGCCACCAUUCCUCAUGGGCGGAGCCUGAAAGUGCCAUGUCCCGGGGGGCGGGGCAUCUCUCUGUUUUCCUCCCAUGUGCUGCAUCCGGUGCCAUGUGAUGUUGAACUGUGACUCGUGGUUGAAGUGUUUCACUUGUUUCUACGUGUGAAUCAAACAAACUGCUGCAUGACUUCAGUUCCUCUCUGGGAGGGGGGAGGACGGGGAGGAGGGGGGCUAUUAUCAUGGCCUACUGCCCCCCCCCCCCCCCCCCCCACCGUCACCCUUCUAAAUAAAAAUUACCCAACCAGUUGCACGACUGUGGGUUUGGUGCAGACUUCAGAUUGAUUCUCUGGAUGUGCAGGUGCAUGCUGGGAGACGGAGGCGGAGGCUGAGCUGGAGGGCAGGUGCAUGCUGGGAGACGGAGGCUGAGCGACAGGAUGAAGUUACUUUAAACACUGAAAUGAUCAUGGUCUCUCCUCAGUGGUUCAGAGAUUAAACAGUGUCAGAAACGCUUUUUUAUUUUGUCACAUUUCAUUUGAUGAGCUGCUACGUGAAGAGCCUCAGAACCACGGACGCUUCUUUUCUACUCAUGUUCGUUUCUGCAGCUCGAACGAGACGAAAAUAAGUUUAACGAGUUUUAAGGAUGAACAUGAAGAGGUCUUUAUCAUGGGGGGGGGCAGUGUUUCAGAAACCUGGAUUUGAUGUUUACAUACAAGUGGGUGGGGGGGGGGUCUCUGGUGGAGACCAAAACCUGAGCAACUAACAGAGACUAAACAUGACGACGACGACGCAGCUUUAACUGAACUGAAACUCUGAAGGACCAAGACUGGAGCCCUGAGGAACCCCCCCCCCCCCCCCCCCCCCCCCCCCCCCGGUAUUAUCUAGACUCUAAAUGGAGCCGACGACCUUCGGGUUAAAGUUCUGCUCCUGUGGUGGAAGAGGUUUAAGAUUGGUGCUCUCCUUCCCCCCCACCCCCCCCAGAAGAAAACUUGAAUUUGUUGACGUGUCGUCCUGUACAGUCAUCGAUCCGGAUCCAGAAUCUGAUCCAGAUCCAGAAUCUGAUCCAGAUCCAGAUCCAGAUCCAGACUCAGCUGCACAGAGGUUCACCUCCAGUACUGUUUGAGUUGUUUAUGUGUUGGGGUUGAGGGGGGGUGGGGUGGGGGUGGUGGGGGGUGGGGGUGGGGGGGUGAAGGGGGUCUCGUUUCCACGGAAACCCGUGGAGCUGCAUGUAGAGAGGAAGACGAGCGCCUCCUGGCUUUACUUGAUGGGUGAACGUGUUUGUGAAUGAAUGAGAAGGUUUCGCCGUGUCGCUCCUUUCACUUUUAGACGUGAUGUAAUUAAAAAGCUUUGAGAGAUUUUUCUGUGA